Molecule: messenger RNA, 700 nt
Organism: Ananas comosus (pineapple)
Lineage: Eukaryota; Viridiplantae; Streptophyta; Magnoliopsida; Poales; Bromeliaceae
Product: prefoldin subunit 1-like
Exons: 6
Coding region: 138-527 (129 amino acids)
Biological process (GO): protein folding
Cellular component (GO): cytoplasm; prefoldin complex
Molecular function (GO): protein folding chaperone
Source: RefSeq, a predicted model, not a curated record
CGUCUCCGUCGACCUCUCUCUCUCUCUCUCUCUCUCUCUCGCUCUCUCCGCCGAGGGGAUUAGGGUUAGGGUUAGGGUUAGGGUUUCGAUUUAGGGUUUUCGCGAGCUCCACGAGCUCCGUAGGAGAUCCGUGAGAAAUGGGGGACGACGCGAACCGAUCGGCGUUUAUUGAGCUACAGGGGCGUUUGAUUGAGGCAACUGGGAAGCUGAAGCAGGUGCAGAAUCAGAUGCGUGCUAAGGAAGGUGAAAAGAAGCGUGCUUACCUAACGUUGGAGGAACUUCGCCAGUUACCGGAUGAUACAAACACAUACAAGUCUAUUGGCAAAGUGUUUGUUUUGGAGCCGAAGUCGCUCCUAGUAAAUGAGCAGGAGCAAAAGCUUAAGGAUAGUGAGAGUGCCAUAUCGUCCUUGCAGACAUCCAAGGAGUACUUAGAGAAGCAGUUGGCGGAGGUGGAAAACAACAUACGCGAACUCCUGCAGCAAGAUCCGGGUCUCGCACGUCAGAUUAUGUCGAUGACGGUUAUGUAAUGUUCGGGGAUUUGGAGCCUUUUUUUAAGCCAAAUUUUCUUGUAACUCGCAGAUUUUAUGUAAGCAUCAGGAACACCUGUAUCAGAAUAUGUUCUAUCUACUUAAAUAUUUGAAGGUUUUGGAUAUUAGAUUGAGAGUACUUAGUGGGCUCUGAUGGUGGUUUUUUUUUUCAA